UUUUUUUAAAUUCUAUUCACCAAGUUCCCAACUGCAUUUGUGUCUUUGUUUAAUUCGUGACUCUCACAGUGUUACGUCACGGCGCGAGGUGGUUACGUCAUCUCGGUGACCGGGAGACCCGGUGAUGUCACAUUAAGCAGGAAAACUUCACGUGGCUCUGGUGGUCCCCGCAAAAACGAGCCCUAACGGUCCUCCGCUGGACACCGAGCGUCUUCUGAUACUAACGCGCGCGUUCUGGCCGCGGCGCGUCCGUCGGGCUUCUUAAAUGCGCAGCGACAACUGCGUCCUCCUCGCGUCACACCGAGGUUCCCCUCACAUCCCGUGAACCGACGCCGACGCGAGCGCCAGAGCAGAUAGCAGGGAAACACUCGACGUUUAACGGCGUGCGGCGAACGGACGGACGGUGACGGUGUUCGAGGUGUUGCGGGUUUAUCCUCGUCGCGUUCGGGUGGAGUCGAGCCACACACACUGAAGUCUGAGCUGUGACACACUUCAGGACUCAAUCAUGAAGGACGGAAUGGCUAAUAACAGCACGGCCAGCAUCUCUCAGGCCCGGAAAGCUGUGGAGCAGCUGAAGAUGGAGGCCUGCAUGGACAGGAUAAAGGUGUCCAAGGCCGCGGCGGACCUGAUGGCGUACUGUGAUGCUCAUAUACGAGAGGACCCGCUCAUUGUGCCGGUCCCGGCCUCAGAGAACCCCUUCAGGGAGAAGAAGUUCUUCUGCACCAUCCUCUGAGUUUGGGCCGGGCCGCAGCUUCUGUGUCCUCGUCUCUGGCUGCCGCCGUUGAGCGGCUGUUGACGGUCUGAUCCCUCCUGGACGCCUCUGGGGGGUCUGGGGUCAAUUAACUGGCAACCCAAUCAGAGCGUCUCAUGUCUCGUUAAAUAGGUUUGUUAUUGCUUCGUAAUUAGAGAACAGCCUUUCUCACUGCUUAUGGGAUGAGAGUUUUUUGUGUUUUCGUUUGGUUUU
Carassius carassius (crucian carp) is the source of this 964-nucleotide messenger RNA. RefSeq names its product guanine nucleotide-binding protein G(I)/G(S)/G(O) subunit gamma-4. The record is from RefSeq and is a predicted model, not a curated record. Lineage: Eukaryota; Metazoa; Chordata; Actinopteri; Cypriniformes; Cyprinidae. Gene Ontology annotation, cellular component: heterotrimeric G-protein complex. Gene Ontology annotation, molecular function: G-protein beta-subunit binding. Gene Ontology annotation, biological process: G protein-coupled receptor signaling pathway. The coding region runs from base 506 to 733 and encodes 75 amino acids. The transcript is spliced from 3 exons.